This is a messenger RNA of Beauveria bassiana ARSEF 2860, 456 nucleotides long. Its product is annotated as Bys1 family protein. Bases 1 to 456 code for a protein of 151 amino acids. The record is from RefSeq and is a predicted model, not a curated record. The transcript has a single exon. Lineage: Eukaryota; Fungi; Ascomycota; Sordariomycetes; Hypocreales; Cordycipitaceae.
AUGCUCAAGCAUCUCAGCAUCCUCGCCGUCGCCGCCGGCCUCGCCUCCGCCACUGGCCUCGCCAAGGUCACCAACCAGUGCGACUUUGAAGUCACGCUGUGGUCCGUCGGCAAGGACAUUUCCGUCGGCCGCACGCUGGCCAAGGGCGAGUCCUACGCGGAGCCCUUUGCCGUCGACCCCAAGACGGGCGGGCGCACCCUCAAAAUCACGCGCGACCGCGACGGCCUCUUCACCGGCAAGCCCCAGACAAACUUUGCCUACAGCCUCACCCCGCCCAGCAUCUGGUACGACCUCAGCGACGUCUUUGGCGACCCGUUCAAGGGCUACAAGCUGCGCCUCGCCAGCGACGACGAUACGUGCCCGGCCGUCCAGUGGGACAAGGGCGUGCCUCUGGGCGGGAACCACACGCACGUCUGCCGCGCCGACGCUUCCGUGGUCCUUACUCUCUGCGCUUGA